Molecule: messenger RNA, 842 nt
Organism: Salvia hispanica
Lineage: Eukaryota; Viridiplantae; Streptophyta; Magnoliopsida; Lamiales; Lamiaceae
Source: RefSeq, a predicted model, not a curated record
GACAGAGAGAGAAAGAGAGGAGAGAGACAUAUACACACAUAUAUAGAUACAUCUGUCAGCCCAUCAAUCCUCAGAGCUAAAAGAGCGUGGGAGAUCACAAGCAUAAAAUACCACAAACCCCACGAAACUACCAAAGAGGGUCCCCUUUCUAUGAAUUGUCAAAUCCCAAAGUAACUGAAUAAUACCCACUCUUUUCCCAAUCCUUUCCACCGUUUGCUGCUCCUCUUGAUUCUUCUCUUUCUCCCAUACAGAGAGAGACUGAUAAUGGUCCUGAAUUUCAAGUGGUUGUAAUACGUUUUGAGGGCGAAGGGCUAUGGAGGAUGACGUAUUUUCCGGCCUUGCCAAUAGCCAGCAUAUCGAGAGCAAGGUUGUUCAGACGUUCCAGAAAAGUUUUGUGCAGGUGCAAAACAUUCUGGACCAGAACAGGGUUUUGAUCAGUGAGAUCAACCAGAAUCACGAGUCGAAGAUCCCAGAUAAUCUGUCGAGGAACGUUGGGCUGAUUCGGGAGCUCAACAACAAUAUUAGGAGGGUAGUUGAUCUGUACACUGAUCUGUCCAACUCCUUCGCCAAAUCCAUGGAGGCGUCCUCGGAGGGCGAGACAAAAUCUGACGGAAGAGGUGGACAUAAGAGAGUAAGAUCUGGUAAUUGAGGUGAUACAAUCUGAUUAGUGUAACUUGAUUUGAAUCUUUAGCUAGAAUGAGCAUUUUUCUUGAGAUAAAAGGACUGGAUACAUAGAGCUAUCUGUCAUGGUAGUUUGGUGUAAAUCUUGAAACUGUAAUAUCAUCAUGAUUCAUGGACAUUAACUGGUUAUACACUUUCAAAGGAGCAAAUCUUUCACAAUC